Messenger RNA from Plasmodium adleri (nom. inval.), 1326 nucleotides. Its product is annotated as phosphoribosylpyrophosphate synthetase. The record is from RefSeq and is a predicted model, not a curated record. Gene Ontology annotation, cellular component: ribose phosphate diphosphokinase complex; cytoplasm. Gene Ontology annotation, biological process: 5-phosphoribose 1-diphosphate biosynthetic process; purine nucleotide biosynthetic process. Gene Ontology annotation, molecular function: ribose phosphate diphosphokinase activity; magnesium ion binding. Bases 1 to 1326 code for a protein of 441 amino acids. NCBI's taxonomy places the organism in Eukaryota, Apicomplexa, Aconoidasida, Haemosporida, Plasmodiidae. The transcript has a single exon.
AUGAGUUUCUUUGUAUCAAAAAAAUGCAUAUCAAACUGGUAUAAGAAGAAAAAUAAUUAUUUUUUUUAUGACAAGGAAGGAUGGUAUGGAUGUAAAGUUGCUAUGUUAGUUAGCACAGGAAUAAUAGGUGGUUAUUAUAUAAGUAAAGAAGAGAAUAGAAAAGAUUUUAGAAAGGUGUGUUUACACAUGAAGAAUGGUUUAAAAAACAAUAGAUUUUUUGAUUAUAAUAAUAAUAUGUUAUUUUUAAAUAAUAAUAAUAAUAACGUAUUUUGUGAUAUAGGUAAUAAAAAUAAGAAUAAUAAUUAUCAUCAUCCAUUAUGGAGAUCAGAAGAAAAAAGACCAUUUGAAAAAAAAAUGGAAAAUGCUAUAUUAUUUAGUGGAACAUCUAAUCCAUUAUUAAGUAAAAAUGUAGCUGAUCAUUUAGGGACUAGUUUAGGACGUGUCAAUUUAAAACGAUUUGCUGAUGGAGAAGUAUCUAUGCAGUUUUUAGAAUCAAUAAGAGGAAAAGAUGUUUAUAUUAUUCAACCAACAUGUCCUCCAGUUAAUGAAAAUCUUAUAGAGUUGUUGCUUAUGAUUUCUACAUGUAGAAGAGCUUCAGCUAAAAAAAUUACAGCAGUCAUACCAUAUUAUGGUUAUGCUAGACAAGAUAGAAAAUUAAGUUCAAGAGUUCCAAUUUCAGCUGCAGAUGUUGCUAGAAUGAUUGAAGCCAUGGGUGUUGAUCGAGUUGUAGCCAUAGAUUUACAUUCAGGGCAAAUCCAAGGAUUCUUUGGACCAAGGGUUCCUGUUGAUAAUUUAGAAGCUCAAUUAAUAGGAUUAGAUUAUUUCACAAAAAAAGAUUUAUAUAAACCGGUGAUCGUCUCACCUGAUGCUGGAGGUGUCUAUAGAGCUAGGAAGUUUCAAGACGGUUUAAAUCAUAGAGGUAUAGGUGAUUGUGGUAUAGCUAUGCUUAUUAAACAAAGAACAAAACCAAAUGAAAUAGAAAAAAUGGAUCUAGUAGGAAAUGUAUACGAUUCAGAUGUUAUUAUUGUAGAUGAUAUGAUUGAUACUUCUGGUACCUUAUGUGAAGCAGCUAAACAACUUAAAAAACAUGGAGCUAGAAGAGUAUUUGCUUUUGCUACACAUGGUUUAUUUUCAGGACCAGCAAUUGAUAGAAUUGAAAAAUCACCACUUGAAGAAGUUGUUGUAACAGAUACAGUCAAAUCAAAUAAAAAUAUAGAUAACUGUAAAAAAAUUACUAAAUUAAGUGUUUCUGUUCUUGUUGCUGAUGCUAUAAGAAGAAUACACCAAAAGGAAAGUCUAAACGAUUUAUUCAACAUUAAAAGUUAA